AAUCUGCCAUGUUUUCUGCUUAUGUUUUUUAAAGCAACCUUCAGAGGAGGGCAUGGUAUCAGAAAAGGCAAGAGACGCGGUUUUGAGGCACUUCCUCUCAAACCACUUCGCAAUCAGAGACAGACAGCAAGCAGAAGCAUGUCCUCAUUCCUACUUGACUCAUCUGAUAGACUUCUCAGAUGUAGCAAUGUGGAAUGACUCUUUCUCAAAAAGUGAGAAGUCUCCGUGGAAAGGAGCCAGGCGUUGGUUGUUCUAUGUCGUGCUCUCCCUGAUGUUGGGAGUUUUAGUUCUCUACAGUUGGUUCUCACCAUCUUGGAGGCCUUCGCUGUUUCAGAGGGAAGACUCGUCAUCAGACGACAACAAGAUGACCGUCAAAUCUAUUUCGCCUUCUCACUCCAUCCCUUCACAGUUCUAUGUGGAAUACCCGUACCGAUACCAUUUCAUACUGGAUGAACCAAACCGAUGCCGACAGGAGAGCCCCUUCGUGGUGGUCAUGAUCCCAGUGGCCCCACAAAGCAGGGAGGCCCGCGACAUCAUUCGCAGGACAUGGGGAAGAGAAAGUCAGGUGUUGGGCCAGUUGAUCAGCUACUACUUCCUCCUGGGAGAGUCUAGAAUUGGUAACGACGCCGAGCCACCUGAGGAACAGAUUUUAAAUGAAAGCAAGAAGUACCACGACAUCCUCCAGAGUAACUUCUUGGACAGCUACAAAAAUCUCACCAUUAAAACGAUGGUCAUGCUGGAGUGGCUUGGCUCCCACUGCCCCAACACCUCCUACGCCAUGAAGGUCGACUCGGACACCUUCCUCAACGUACACAACCUCGUCGACCUGCUGCUGGAAGCCCCCCGCCACAACUACAUGACGGGCCUGGUGGCGCGGGGCGCCGCGGUUCUUCGAGACCCAACCUCCAAGUGGUUUCUGUCGCCCGACGUCUUCCCUGAGGAUUCGUACCCUCCGUACGCGCUGGGAGUUGGCUACGUCUUGUCCCUGGAUCUGCCCAACCAGAUACUGGAAGCGUCCAAAACGAUUCCGGCUGUCUACAUCGAAGAUGUGUACUUGGGUUUGUGCAUGAGACAUUUAGGGAUUCCGCUGACGGAUCCUCCACACGGCGGUUCUUUUGUCAUCAACACGCCUUGGGAAACCACGGGCUGCUACUUCGCUUCGGUCAUUGUCACGUUACUGCAGAACUCUGAGCAGAUUUUGGAUGUAUGGAAGGCUUAUGAGACUCGACCAGACUGUUAGACCUUCAACGUUUGGUGGCAUUUUCUCCCAUGAGCACCCAUACCCUGCUGGGGAGGAACGCGGUUAGAACACCAGCUGGUGUAUGUCUCACGCAGAGAAACCUGAUGAUUAUCUCCAAACCUCAAGUUUGUCACACUGAAACUGUUUACAGGAGAUGGAAUGCAGGAGAGGUUUCGAAACUGUGUGCAACCACUGUGCAAUUAUUUAAAGUCUAAUUUAUUACUUUUUUAAAAAGAUUUUAUAAGUUGACAUGUUUUUCAUACUAUUACUGUUCCAACAUGUCAAAGGAGAGUCCCUUGCAAGUGCACCUCUAUUUUUGAGUGUUUUCACAUGAGCGCCAGAGUAAAACGAGGGAAAGAACAAUAUCAGUGUGUUUCUGUAAGCUGUGCAAUAAACUAUUGUUUUUUUUAA
Messenger RNA from Xiphophorus hellerii (green swordtail), 1651 nucleotides. Its product is annotated as beta-1,3-galactosyltransferase 2-like. The record is from RefSeq and is a predicted model, not a curated record. Gene Ontology annotation, biological process: protein O-linked glycosylation. Gene Ontology annotation, cellular component: Golgi membrane. NCBI's taxonomy places the organism in Eukaryota, Metazoa, Chordata, Actinopteri, Cyprinodontiformes, Poeciliidae. Gene Ontology annotation, molecular function: N-acetyl-beta-D-glucosaminide beta-(1,3)-galactosyltransferase activity. The transcript has 4 exons. Bases 53 to 1240 code for a protein of 395 amino acids.